Molecule: messenger RNA, 2343 nt
Organism: Cydia splendana
Lineage: Eukaryota; Metazoa; Arthropoda; Insecta; Lepidoptera; Tortricidae
Gene: DnaJ-14
Product: protein tumorous imaginal discs, mitochondrial-like
Exons: 10
Coding region: 32-1519 (495 amino acids)
Biological process (GO): response to heat; mitochondrion organization; negative regulation of apoptotic process
Cellular component (GO): mitochondrion
Molecular function (GO): ATP binding; heat shock protein binding
Source: RefSeq, a predicted model, not a curated record
UGUUUGACGUUUUUAACCUAUUUCUUUCAAAAUGGCUCCCACCCGGAGUAUCAUCGGGUUUUUAAAUCCAAAAACCCUUACCGCGGUGUUUAGUAAUAAUAUUAACAAAACUACGUGUCGGUUCGUCCAUAAAUGUAAUAAAUGUGAAAAAUUUCUUGGAGGGCCUGCAAUUGCUGUUGCAUCAUUAGUGCACAAUAAAUUCAAUUGUAACACGGGGACUACUAGACAUCGAUAUAUUCACACCACCAACUGUCUGGCCGCUCGCGUCGAUUACUACAAGGUGCUGGGAGUUUCAAAGAAUGCCUCCGCUAAAGAUGUGAAGAAGGCAUACUAUCAACUUGCGAAGAAAUAUCAUCCAGAUGCAAAUAAAUCUGAUCCCGAGGCCUCUAAGAAGUUCCAGGAAGUCUCGGAGGCUUAUGAGAUUCUCUCUGACGAGAACAAGCGUAAGCAGUAUGACACCUUUGGCACAACGUCAGAGCAGAUGGGCAUGGGAGGUGCUCCGGGUGGGACUGACGGGUUCACCCACCAGUGGCAGUACAAGGCCACCAUAGACCCCGAGGAGCUGUUCAGGAAAAUAUUUGGAGACGCGGGUUUCAAGACUGAAUCGUUUAGUGAUUUUGCUGAGAGUCAGUUUGGCUUUGGUGCUGCUCAGGAAGUCAUAGUAAAUCUCCGCUUCACGGAGGCAGCGCGUGGCGUUAACAAGGAUGUGAACGUGAACAUAGUUGACACGUGCCCAAAGUGCCAGGGCUCCCGCGCCGAGCCCGGCACCAAGGCCAUCAAGUGCACCUACUGCAAUGGUACAGGGAUGGAGACGUUCUCGCGAGGGCCUUUCGUAAUGCGGUCCACUUGCCGGCACUGUCAUGGGACCCGCAUGUUGAUCAAAUUCCCCUGUGUCGAGUGCGAAGGAAAAGGCCAAUCGGUGCAACGCAAGAAAGUAACGGUCCCAGUGCCGGCGGGCGUGGAGGACGGGCAGACGGUGCGCAUGGCGGUCGGCAACUCUGAGAUAUUCGUCACCUUCAAGGUGGAGGCCUCCAAGUACUUCCGCCGCGACGGACCCGACGUGCACUCCGACUGUACGAUUUCCGUAUGCCAAGCCUUAUUAGGAGGCACAGUCCGGAUACAGGGCCUCUAUGAAGACCAUACACUGCAGAUAAUGCCAGGCACUUCGUCGCACAGGCUGAUCAGGCUGUCGGGGAAAGGCAUGAAGCUAGUUAGCAAGCACGGCUACGGAGACCACUACGUCCACAUCAAAAUAAAGGUCCCCGCAACUUUGACCGAGAAGCAAAAGGCGCUCAUCUACGCGUACGCCGAACUAGAACAAGACACGCCCGGCCAAAUCCUAGGUGUCACGUAUGACAGAGAUGGCAAGAAGGUGUCCGUAGCAGACAACCAACCCCUCACGGAUGCCGUCAAAGAAGCGCUUAAAGACAAGAAGACCAAUGAAGCCGAAGCUCCGAAGGCAGAUGGCGCCACCGAAGCGACGGAAGAACACAAAGAAUCUAAAAGGAGUAAAGCGUAGUAGACUUUUCGUGUAGGACUUUGAUCUAGCUACGAUACGUAGGGGAAAAUAAUAUGAAAUAAUUGUUGAAACUAGUUAUAAAAGAUAUCCGUACGCUAAUGUAUUUAGUAUAAUUGCAUCUAGCAUGUUAAUUAAAACUUAUUUGAAGUAUGAAAUAUAUUUAGGUAUGGAUUCAUUACUUGAAGACGAUUGGACCACUAUUAAUUUGUAUAUUAGCUGAAUAUUAGGCCACCAACAAAAAUAUUCAAAUUAUUUCAUAUAACAUAUACCAACCUUUGUAUCGUAGCUAAUGUCUUGAGGAAUUAAAAUAAAAACCUGAUUCUUUAUCACUACUUGUGCAUACAUGAAGAGAUAGCUUCUCCUAUCCCUUGUGACUUGAUAGCCAGAUGUGCUAGCCCUGCAUAAUCGGCCUUAAGGAUUAGAAAUUCAAUCUAUGUUUGCUUCAUUAUAUCAGAAAUAAUUCCAAUAUUUGAUAUCAUAAAUGCCUACUGAUUGACUGGCAUACGGAUUUAAAUGUUCAUUCUGGUAUUGUAUUCUGUUUUUGUUUAGAUUUCCAUCAUAUUUUCUUAUGAUUUUGUCUUACGAGUACACAACUUUUGUAGGUACAGUUCUGUGAUACGAUAGCAAUAAAUUAGAAUUUAUUUCUUACAGCUUAGAACUUAUUUUUGUUUGUGACUUCAUCGGUCUUAUUGAUUCCAAACAUAUGUUAUAGUGUCUCAGAUAUUGAACGGUAUAGCGAAGGCUAUGGAAUAGUAAUCAAAGCUGUACAUAGCAGUUGACUAGUUUGUAGGUUGGUAAUUAAAAUUACAAGAAAAAGAUAAUAA